Rhizophagus irregularis DAOM 181602=DAOM 197198 is the source of this 417-nucleotide messenger RNA. NCBI's taxonomy places the organism in Eukaryota, Fungi, Glomeromycota, Glomeromycetes, Glomerales, Glomeraceae. The record is from RefSeq and is a predicted model, not a curated record.
UUCAAAGAAAUAAUGGCACUAGAAUAUUUUUCAGCAAAACUUUCGCUUGAUUAUACCAAAUUAUUAGAAACAUCAAAUGAUUAUGAUGUAAUUAUAGAAAUAGGAGAACGAGAAAGAUCAAAUGGAAAUAUCAAAUCAAUUUUCACCUUAAAUAAUGAAGAAGAAGAAAAUUUUAAAAUAUUUAAAGCACAUUCAAUAAUAUUGAAAACACGGUGUAAAUAUUUUGAAGCAGCAUUAUCACACGAUUGGGUAAAAAUGGAUAAUGAUGAUAAAAUAAUAUUAAAAAAUCCAAAUAUUUACCCAAAAACUUUCUCUAUAAUUUUAAAAUAUAUUUAUGAUGGUAGUAUAUCCUUAGAAUAUUUAUCACCAUCCGAUAUUAUAAUAUUAUUAAUAUCAUCAGAUGAAUUGGCAAUAGAA